AAAUUUCUUGACCUGAGCACUUUUGGUUCAGAAACCAUCAAGUUGUUGGUGCUGCAUACAUAGUCUGUGAUGGGUUCGCGUCUUACCUUCAACCAAAAACCGAUGUUAUUACUACUACUCCUUCACUCAUUGUUCACCCUCACAAGGUCUCAAUCCACCACAUGCAGAACUUCUUGUGGCCACAUUCCCAUCGAAUACCCUUUUGGCAUUGACGACGGGUGUGGAAGCCCCUACUACAGAUACAUUCUGGUGUGUUCCGAGUCGGAAAAGCUCGAAGUCAGAACCCCUUCUGGGAGAUACCUUGUUCACAACGUUAGCUAUGCUGAUCCGCACAUUCUGGUCACUGAUCCAUUCAUGUGGAACUGUGAAGAUGGUGAAAACUAUCGCCCCACAAGGCCUUUCAGUUUGGACACCAGCACACGCUUCAAGCUUUCCCCUCAGAACGAGUACCUCUUCUUCAAUUGCAGUGAGGAUCACGUCAUCGUUAAGCCAAAGACAAUCUUCUGCGAGCGUUUUCCUGAACGCUGUGAUUCUUCCUGUGACAGUGGCAGCUACCUUUGCAGGCACAUGCCGGGGUGUUCCUUCGCUAUGAGUGGAAGUUCUUGCUGCUCUUAUUCUCCGAGAGCAACUGAGUCUUUGAGGCUCAUGCUCAAGUAUUGUACUAGUUAUACAAGUGUUCAUUGGAGAAACGUUGGGGCUCCUCAGCCUUAUGAUCAAAUUCCUGAAUAUGGAAUCAGAAUUGAUUUUGAUAUCCCUGUAACUACACGCUGCCUUCAGUGCCAGGAUCCUUCCAAAGGAGGUGGAACUUGCGGAUUUGACACUGAGACACAGGGUUUCAUGUGCCUAUGCAAACAAGGAAACUCCACUUCUCAUUGUAAAGAUUAUGAUGCUGCACGUCAUAGUAAAAGGGUUAAUGUGAUUGCAGGGACUGCUGCAGCUGUUUCGGCUGCAGGGGUAUUUGGAGUUGGAGCUGGUAUUUGGUACUUGAAGAAAGUGAGAGCUAAAGCACCAGUAACAUGUGGAGUUCAAAGCAACGAGAAUAGGCUUUUCUAAACAGAACCAAAUAACGUGAACUGCAUAAUCAAGGACUGUCUCUUCCUUUUGUUACUUUUUUCCCCUUAGCUAUUAAGGCUACUUAUUUAUACAACAUUACAUAGGCCUUUUUUGCUGGCAUCUUUAUAUGAUGUUGGGUUGUAUUUUAUAUCAACUUCAUUGAAAGAAAACGAUAUCGAGUUCAUUGAAUAAUAU
Vigna unguiculata (cowpea) is the source of this 1248-nucleotide messenger RNA. Its product is annotated as wall-associated receptor kinase 2-like. The record is from RefSeq and is a predicted model, not a curated record. Gene Ontology annotation, molecular function: polysaccharide binding. NCBI's taxonomy places the organism in Eukaryota, Viridiplantae, Streptophyta, Magnoliopsida, Fabales, Fabaceae.